Messenger RNA from Colletotrichum siamense, 2727 nucleotides. RefSeq lists its product as uncharacterized. NCBI's taxonomy places the organism in Eukaryota, Fungi, Ascomycota, Sordariomycetes, Glomerellales, Glomerellaceae. The transcript has a single exon. The record is from RefSeq and is a predicted model, not a curated record. The coding region runs from base 1 to 2727 and encodes 908 amino acids.
AUGCAGGAGCAUUGUCGGGUAGAACACAGAUGGGAGAAUGAUUGGCACAAGGGGGGUGAUGUUCGCAAGAAAGCCACCGCAGUCAGGGAUUUACCGUGGACAACAGGGGUGCCGUGCCAGCGGUUUUUCUUAACACGGGCCGCGAGCGGAUGGUUCGAGGUGGCCCAGGGACAGAUAGCCGACGAGUCUCUGCAAGGCGCUCCGAGUAGAAGCCCGGCUCAACAGGCGGUGGACCGCGUUCGAGAUCUCCGGAAAGUCCAAGCAGAACGUGUGAAGACGAGUCACGAUGAGCUGAUCCGCGUCGCCAACGAAAGACUCGAGCCCAGCCCGUGGCUGGCCCGUGUAGGAUGGGCGGUGCACUUAAAAGGGCUCAGUGCCAGCGCACUCUUUAACACAACAGCUCCCAUCAAUGAAGAUGAGGUCGUGCUUCAGGCGAUGUGGGCGACGGUCGACCGCGUGCUGGACCAGGCUCGAGCAACGUCUGCUCCCAAUACCGUCGGGCUGGCCGUGCUGUUCGAGGCGCAGCGUACAGAAGCGCACGUCAAACCAAGGAGGCCGUUCGACAACCGCAUGGAGGACGACACGUGGGCGAGAUAUAAGGGCGUGUGGCUAAGUCUGUUGUGCGUCUGGUUCCGCACGCAGGAAAUGGACGACGACAAGCGGCCGCCGUAUAAACUGACGUCGUCACAGGGAGAGGCGUGGGACUUUUUCGAGCAGAUGGCGGAAGCAGCCAGCACGGGGACGGGGCAUCAAACGCAGGAGAAGCUGGAACGCGCAGCACUCGACAUGCUCAUCAGCAUGCUGGACCACCAGCUGAAGGGCGGAGACUACAGCAGUGCUCUUCUCAGCGCUCUCGCGGUGAUGGGUAUUGCCGAGAAUGGCGGCUGGGUUCAGAUCACGGACUACACGACGAAGUACUCAGCCGUCAUCAAGAUAGCGCGCAUGUUAGUGAUCCAUCAGGCUUACGUUGAGCGCCACGACGAGGUUGCCGAGCUGGGAAAGUCUCUGGGUAACGAUGAAGUAGAGGACGCAGCGCAGAGUUUGUUCCAGCACACGCGGGCAAAAGUGCGGCGGUUCAUGACGCGGACGACGGGCGACAAGGAUGCGGAGCCGACACCGAUGGACUGGAUUCUCGAGACGCGGACGUACGGGAUGCACAUCCAAUAUAACACAGCAGCGGCUGGUGUCAUCGACUGGGUCGGUGAUCGCGUGUCAUACAGGCGGGUACGGUUCACGAUGGGGCAGCUGUCGGACGCACUACAUGAGCUGGUCCGAGAGACGCGGGAGCUGCUCGCAGAGCUGACGGCGACGGAGGAUUCGGGUUCGGCAGACGGUCCCGAAAGCGAUGUUCAGUCACAACUGCCAGCCAUCCCAUGGUCGUCAAUCGAAGACGACCACAGCGAGACAAAGCCCGGGUACUCGUUUCUCGCCGACGACCGCAACAGCUGGGUUUCUGCCGGGGACGGAUGGCUGUUCAUGCGGCUGGCGCGGUCACCCGCCGCUGCAGAACGCUGGGGACUGAGCAGCAGCAUGGGCAACGGUCGCGGGGCGACAGACCGGCCAUUCCAGCCGUCAGCCGUGCAGGAGUUUGGUAGGACGUUUGAACGACUCCGCGAGCGACUGUGGAUGCUUCUGCACAUGCUCGGCGGACAGCCGGCGCGGGCGAGCGAGCUUGCAGGUCUGCGGACGGUCAACACGGUCAACGGGGGCGUCCGCAACAUCAUGGUGCACGACAAAAUGUUGUGCUUCAUCACAGCGUACCACAAAGGUUACCGGACGACCGGGCAGGCGAAGGUGAUCCACCGAUAUCUCCCGAGGGAGGUCGGCGAGCUUAUCAUAUGGUAUCUUUGGCUCAUCUUGCCGUUCUGGCAGGAGGUGCAGGGCAUCAUGCACGAGGCCAGCGGGUACAGCGCGUUCAUAUGGGCAGACGACAUCAUCCGGCAGAGGGACUCGGAAGCCAGCAGCGCGGCGGCAGGAUUAGAAGAGCAAAGUGGCAAUAACAUGGAUAUCGGGGAUGGCAACAAUCACAGUACAAAUGAAGAUGAGGCUGGUGAUGAGAGCACAAGUGUGGGCGACUGGACGUGGAAAGAGGAGCGAACGUGGACGACAGACAGAGCGCGGCGGAUCAUGCAGCGGACCAGCAUGAGACUGCUGGGAUGCCAGGUCAACGCCAGCAUGUGGCGACACAUCGCCAUCGGCAUCGCCAACCGCUACUUGAACGAGUCGUUCGGCCGGCCGGGCGGAGACGAUGACGGCGUGGGAUCGGAAGAGGGGACGGACGGGGUCGAGGACAGCCCGUGGGACUUGCAGGCGGGGCACAGCACGCGGAUGGCGGGCAUGAUCUACGCGCGAGAGCUCAUGCAGUUCGGCAGCGGUCUCGCGGCGAGGCAGCAACAGUUCCGCCGAGUCAGCCGUCAGUGGCACAGGUUUCUGGGCUUCGGCGCCGAGGAUUCGGAGUCGAAAUGGGGUUCCGCGGGCUGCAAGAGGAAAAAGACGGAGGCGUACGAAGGGCCACGGCUCGCAGCCAGGCUCCGACGAUUUGAGAAGCUGAGGAGAAUCGACUUGGAGGGCCAGCUGCGGCAGAUGACGGGGGACGACUCGGCGAUGUUCCGCGGAAACCAGAGAGAAGCGGUGCUCGCCAUCACCAGCGGGCACACGCCGAUCGUGCAGGUGAUGGGGACGGGCGGUGGCAAGAGCGUCUCGUUCAUGCUGCCGGCAUUCUGCUAA